AUGGCGCAUCUAUCUUCGAAUCUCCCUUUGAGGAAAUUCUUCGGCUCUGACGCAGAUGAAACUAAAGUUCAACCGGCUGUUGCAGAUCUUGAAAUUCCGCUUUCAAAUGCAAGCACUCGAGAUUUGGAGGAAGGAAUCAAUGACCCUGACAACACGGAUGGAAACGUUCCCAGAGCAGAUGGAGGUAAAGAUGCUUGGCUGUUCUUAGCUGCACACUUUUUAUUCGAAGCAUUAAUCUGGGGAUUUCCGUUCGCUUUUGGAGUUUUCCAGACGUACUACUCUACUCACCCGCCCUUCGAUAAACAUGCAAACGAUAUAGCUAUUACAGGAACUUGUGCUACUGGAAUCAUGUAUCUUUUUGCAUCCAUUUCCCUCUACGUUCUGGAGACGUUCCCGCCAACUCGCAGGCUAUCUUCAAUAUUGGGACUUGUUAUUGUAGUGAUAGCCCUAGUUGCAGCUAGUUUCGCUACAGAAGUUUGGCACCUCAUUACUACUCAAGGAUUUCUAUAUGCUAUUGGGGGCAGCCUUUUGUACUCUCCAACAAUAUUCUAUCUCGACCAAUGGUUCGUCAAGCGAAAGGGUCUCGCACUUGGUGUUAUGUGGUCAGGUGUGGGAACUUCAGGUCUCAUCUUCCCAUUUCUCCUGUCAUAUCUUGUCGAUCGAUGCGGAUUCCGCGGUACUCUUCGGAUUUGGGCUGCUAUCUUGUUCCUACUUUGUUGCCCAUUGAUCUAUUAUAUCAAACCGAGGAUUCCAACGAAGUUCUCUAGCCAACCACCAUCAAAACCAAGCUACACAUUCCUUAGGUCACCCAUAUUCUGGUUUCUGCAGAUAGCAAAUAUCUUGUCCUCACUUGGAUUCUUCGCACCUUCCAUUUAUCUUUCGUCGUAUAGCGCUUCGCUUUCAUUCUCCCCUGUGCUUGGAACUUCACUCAUCGCACUCCUGAAUUUCUUUUCCGUGAUCGGAGCUAUUUCACUAGGCCAUCUUUCGGAUGUCAGGCAUAUAACUACCGUCAUACUUCUCUCAUCUACUCUAUCUACUCUAUCUGUAUUUAUGCUAUGGGGCAUUUCAACCUCCCUUCCAUCUCUAAUUACAUUUACCAUUAUCUAUGGAACUUUUGCAGGAGGGUGGAGUGCUAUCUGGGCAGGAAUGAUACGAGAGGUCCAACGUGCAGAUAGCAGCGCUGGUUUUGGUGUAUUGAUGGGUCUAUUUAGCGCAGGAAGAGGAGUGGGAAGCGUAGCAUGUGGACCAGUUACUGAAUUGCUCGUUCAGUAUGGAGGGUUUGGGAGUUUGGGAGGCGGUUAUGGCACUGAGUAUGGAGCGGUGAUAGUAUUCACCGGAGUAAGUGCUGCCUGUGGAUUGAUAGGGGUAGUUGCAAGGUUUUGGAAAGUGGAAAGAGCUUGAGAGACACACGAUGCACGAAACAAAUUGAUAGCUAUCAGAGCUACUAAAUAGCACACUUCGAUGCUACAGUCCAUGUCUGUCGACCAAAUAGUGUCUCAAAUACAUCUGACGAUUUUGAACAGAUUGUGUUCUGGUGUAAGAGUCUGUCACAUGACUGGGUGUGAGAAGUUUAGAAUGGUGUCACGAGUUGACAAGUGAAGCGCAAUUUUAUAGGCUACAGGGAGCCUUGAUUGCUAAACGGAUUUCUGAAAUUAGAUCAAAGACACGAACCUGUCGUUUUGGUUUAUUGAAACGAAAAAUAAAAGGCGGUCUUUCUUCAAACAUCCACCAGUGGGUGUACGCAAUUGGGUGUACGGACUGACGGAUACUGCAAAAAUGGACUUGUGAAUAUCUCUUGAUGUUUCAGAUCGUUUAUUCUAGGAAUUGUUACAAUUGAUGAUUAGAGAUAAAACAAUCAAAAUGUGAAAUCU
Molecule: messenger RNA, 1871 nt
Organism: Botrytis sinoallii
Lineage: Eukaryota; Fungi; Ascomycota; Leotiomycetes; Helotiales; Sclerotiniaceae
Exons: 5
Coding region: 1-1401 (466 amino acids)
Biological process (GO): transmembrane transport
Cellular component (GO): fungal-type vacuole membrane
Molecular function (GO): transmembrane transporter activity
Source: RefSeq, a predicted model, not a curated record